AUGAAGGGAGAAUCGCCUUGUGCUGAGGGCGGCACGGGGGCCUGGCGUUCCUUUGCUUCGGGCUCCAGGCCCUUCUUCCUGCGCUCCCUGCAGGGGAAGACCACAGACACGCUGUUCUGCCAGCUCUCCGAGGGCAUCUACCUGGCCAACGGGCACAUGAGCAUCAGCCUGGUCACGGCCAUCACUGUGGACCGCUACGUGGCCGGCGUGCGGCACCCACUGUGCGCCCGGGGGCUCCGCUCCCCGCAGCGCGCGGCCGUGUGCACGGCGCUCUGGGUGCUGGUGGCCAGCUUGCUGGGGCUGCGCUGGGCCCUGGGGGCGCAGGAGGGCGGCUUCUGCUUCUCCAGCAGCUCCAACACCGCGGCCUUCUCACUGCUGGGCUUCUUCCUGCCGCCGGCCGUGCUGGUCCUCUGCUCUCUGUGCGUGGCCACUGCCCUGGACCAGAGGCCAACCACCAGCCCCGACCAGGCAGAAGCGACCCGGAGGGCCACCCACAACCUGGCCGUGUUCGUGGUCUGCUUCCCGCCCUUCUGCGGCGGCCUGAACACCGCGGCCAUCCGCUACGCCUUCUGCAUCACGGGCGAGCUCUCAGAUGCCAACUACUGUCUGGACACCAUCUGCUACUACUUCAUGGCCAAGGAGUGGGAGGCAUCUUCACUGGCCUCGAUGCCCACUGCCAAGGUCCACAACCAGAACUCUCUCUGUGCGACCCUCGCCUAGGAGACCAGUCGUGGGCACAUGGGCCAGGUCCCAGGCUCUCUGGGAGGUCCUGCCUGCUGGGGCAUCCCUGAACUCGCUGUGGCCACUGGGCACGGUGCAGGUGGCCUGGCUGGGUGGAGAGGACCUGGCCACAGACCCCGCGGUGGUGUCACCCCAACCCCUGGGAUGGAAGAGGGUCGGGACCAGGGCAGGAGGACUGAGGCCUGGGUGAGGCCAAUCCCAGGAGCCCUGGGACGGGACCGACACUGCAGCGCCCAGAGUCCGGUACCCCUGGGCACUGGGGUAGAUGCUUGCUCUGUGCCGUGAGGCCUCAGUGGGCAGCCUUCUGCUGCAGUGGGGCUGGAACAAAGCUGGCCCCCAGGCCUGGCCCUGGCCCUGUGUGCGUGUGUGCACGUGCUCCCCACACUUAUGGUGGGAGGGCUGGGGCGUCUUCCUAGACGGCUCUCAAGGGCUCUCUACCUGGGGGCUCUCCUUGGGCCCCCCCGCCCACUCCCAGCCAUCUGCAGGCCUCGCGGGGGCUAUUUGCAGCUCCCGGAAGGGCCACGCUGACAGCCCGCUUUCCUCCCGCCAAGGAAGGGUCAGGACCCCUCGACCCCCUGUAGGGGCUGCACAGCUGCACUAGGCUGGGGGUGGGUUGGGGGCAGUGAGGAAGUGCAGGGACAGGCCAGGGUCUGUCGAGGGCACACUCCCCUCGGGCUUCCUUCAGGGAAGCUGGAAGACCCUGCCCGGUGGCCUCAGGGCCUGGCAGGAGUGUGGACGCCCAGGCUGGUGUGUGUUGCACCCACCUCUCCUCGGCCUCCCUGCACUCAGACCGGAACCACCAGAGCCUUCUAGAGGCCCCCUGUGGCGCCGGCCCAAGUUGGGCCUGGGCACCAGACAGCCACCCUGUGCUGCUCUUCCGCCCGUGUGCUCAGAGCCAGAAGGGAAGCCCUGUCUGCAGCCCUGUCCUGGCCUCAGGCGCCUGCCGCUGAGGCAGUCCUCAAGUCCCCGGGUCAGGGGGCGCUGCUGAGAGGGGCCCAUGCUCGGGGAGGUCCACACUCAGGGGAUCUCUGCUCGGGGGUGGAGCACUCAGGGAGCGCAUGCAGCUCGAAUCCACUGCUGUCCUAGCCUGGGGCUCAGAUGCUCCCCCCCCCCGCCGCUGGGGACCCCCUCCCUUUAUCACCUUGGGUAGGUAGUGCCUACCCUGCCCACCGACGUGCACCAAGGGCCGGGCGGGCCGCGUUCUGUCCUGAGAAAGCAUAAAGAUGUCCAGGCGUGUCCAGUGGAGCAGGGCUGAGAGGAGCAGGGCAGGUGUGAGCAAGGGCAAGGCUGCGAUGGACCUCUCCCCGCCCCCCCGCAGGCAGACCACCUCCCUCUCCUGCCCCCAUCCUGCGCCCCCACACAGGCGCCGGCCCUGGGACUAGGAGCCCCAACCUCCUCCCAGGCUCCCCACGACCCCCCACACCCCUCACCCCAUCCAGUGCUCCCCACCCUCGUCCUCCUGCCGGCACUUCCUAGGCUGGCACCCGGCCUCUCAUCACAACCCUGCCCUUCCAGGGGCAUGGCCAAGUGGACAGUUCCUAGGCUGUGACCUCUACUGCCCUGACCCUCCAGGGUUCUCCUUUUCUAAGGGACCACAGAGUCCGGAGAAGGUUUCUCACCGUAGGGUGGGAUGACCACUGGGCUGAGCAGCGAGCCAGGGCCGGGUGUAGACGUCCAGGGCCGUCCUCGGCCAGAUUUGGGGAUCCAGGGAGAGAGGCAGAGUAGGGCCUGGGCUCCGCUUCGCCCCCUGCCCCCCGCUCAGCAUUGUGGGGGGAGGGGGACGCCCAGUGGCCAGUGUGGAGCAGCCAUGGAGGAACAGAGCUUUAGACCAAAGGUUGACAGGCGGGUGACAGGAGCUUCCCAGAGCCUGGGUUAAAAACUCGGAACCUCGCUCUGGGCUCCGCGGGCAGUGGAACCUGCACAGGUGGGGGCUGAGCUUGGCCAUGUUUUUGCGUGCGCCCGCCAGGGCUGUCCUUGCAGGGGCGGAGGAAGUGAGGGUGGGUGGCGGAGACCUCUGCGGGGUCUCCUGGUGGCGGCCUGGUGCUGCUGGGUGGCGGGGAGGCCGGCCAUGCUCCGAGGUCACCAGCCUCCUGAGGUGCACACUGCCCCACCUUGCCGGCCCCCGUCCAUGGCUGGGAGAUGGGAUGUGCGCACCUCUGUCCCUCAGGCCUCUCCGGGCUCCCAGUAAGGGCAGGCGGCUGGACUUGCAUGGACUUCCGGAAGGAACGAGAAAAGGAGCAGAGGCAAAAUCACAGAUGGGAAGCAUCCAAAGAACAGACUUCUGAACCCGAAUCAUGGCCCACACACUCUGAGAGGCUUCUGGGCUGGGCCGGACCGAGUGGAAGAGUCUCUCCCUAACGCCCCCCACCCUGGCCUAGAGGCCUCAGGGGCCAGUCUGGCACACGGAGCAGGUCCGGGCUCACCGUUAAUUAGCAAGCCACAGGCACCUGAAAGCGGAUUCACUUCGCGGCUGCAUAAACAGGAAUAUAGGGCCCAGAAUGUGGGAGGGCACCGCUUCAUUCUCCCCCCGCGAGGAUCACACCUAGGGUAUUUUUUCUGGCCAGGGACACUGGCCUGUAGCGCGCCCUAGUCACCUGGGAGGGGGUCUGGAGGGUACGGCCGAGGGCUUGGCAGUAGCCAGAGGAAGUGUGAGCAGCAGAUGAGUGAGGUGCUCCCAGAGGCAGGUGGCGUGUGCGAUCUCCGAGGAGCAGACAGGUCUGGGUGGCUGUGGAGUGCAGAGCCACAACGGGGAGGGCCCCAGAGAACUGCCCAGGACCAGGCCGUGUGCGACCAGGUCACUGGGUGAGAGGCAGGAUGUAAGCGUCCAGGAAUCUCCAUACAGAGCAAGGUGCUCCUGGGGAGGCCACGUCACUUGAUUCCUACUAGGCCGUAUGUCGUCGGCGAUGUCUGGUGUCUCUGGCUCUUUCCUCUGGGGCAGUUUGCUUCUCGGUGAAGGCUCUCUCUUCCUGUCCCUGUUGGGGGUUGAAGCCUGGCCGCAGCAGGUCUCGGGAGAAGGUAGUCUGAGGGAGGCCAGCCAUCAGCGGGCAGAGCUGCCCUUGGUCUCCUGUUCUCGGGGACCCACCUGCUGCGGUGCCCCAGAGGAACUCUUCCUGAGAACACGUGCCCAUCUUCUACGGGGCAAGGGCGUAUCAGCCAGAGACAGUGCUAGAGCGAACGGGGUUCUGCGGGGUGUGGGGGCUGCUGCCCAGCCUCCAGCUCAGCCCCCUGCAGCUGCAGGGCAGGGUUUGGGGCACCGCAGGGAGGGGGCAGCGGAAGGCGGAGUCGAGCCGACCGGAAGGUCAGUACUUCAGGAAACUACUGCCCCCAUUUCCCAAGCUUCCAGAAGUCUCAGAGAUGGAGGCUUGCAUGCAGGGGCAUCCCGGGGAGUGCUCUUGGGAACCCCACCCAUAACGGGGCUGGCAAAGUGGACUGGGCCGAGGGAGCAGCUUCUGUGCCCGUGGGGUGCUCUGUGCAGAGAAGACCACGCAGCUGACCACACAGGUUACCAUGGACGCGCUGCCUCUGAGGCACGCACCACUUGUUGAAGGCAAGUCUGGAGGGGCCUUGGGCUGUGAACUCUGGCAGCGCGUGUCUUGGUCAUGACGGGGGGACCCCAGCAGCACCCCACGGCAUCCACUACCACCUGCCACCCUGUCAGGCCGGGUGCCUGGACCCCUGAGCUGCAGCCUCCCGAGGCUGCGGGGGUGGGUCUCCGGGUCGUCCAGCCCUGAACGGGGCAGGCUUCCUGUCCGGGGUCUCCCCAGCCAGUGCCAGGGACGGUGCACAGGUGGGGGGCACCACCUGGCCAAAACGGGCCUCCUGGAAGCCGCACGCAGGCCCUCCUCCACCCCGUGUGAGGCCGGUCUCUGCAGGCUGGGGGCGCCCUCGCUCCCAGCCCUGAGCUCUCUGGGCAGCUGCAGAGGCGGCCCAGGGCUGUGGUCAGGAAGUAACGCUGUGCAGGGUGUCACGAAGAGCAGGCAGACGCAGAGAGAGCCAGGCACACGGCGGGUCUGGCUGUGCAGAGGGUGGCCCAGCCCAGCGCCCUGAGGCCCCAGCCAUCCCAGACUGGUGAGUCCACCCACAGCCUGCCGUCCCCCUGCUGUCCCCUCCAUGAGCCCUGUCCUGCCCUCACCCUGCUGGCCACCACAAAGGGCUCGCAGGAGCAGGGCCCCAGGCUGGCCUGCAUCUGGCCCCGGGCUUCCCACGUGAGGACCGUGCCGAGCUCCAAGCCCAAGCAGGCAUAGGGCAAAGGCUGGGGGGACAGUUAGCCU
Mirounga angustirostris (Northern elephant seal) is the source of this 5012-nucleotide messenger RNA. It is a transcript of the gene GPR35, whose product is annotated as G protein-coupled receptor 35. Gene Ontology annotation, biological process: positive regulation of Rho protein signal transduction; phospholipase C-activating G protein-coupled receptor signaling pathway. Lineage: Eukaryota; Metazoa; Chordata; Mammalia; Carnivora; Phocidae. Gene Ontology annotation, cellular component: plasma membrane. The record is from RefSeq and is a predicted model, not a curated record. Gene Ontology annotation, molecular function: G protein-coupled receptor activity.